ACCCUCCUGCCGCCGGCCCUCCUGCGUCCUUCCUGCCUGGCCCUGUCCAAUGACCUGGCCGAGGCGCUCCUGCGGGCAGUCGGCCUCCCUCCCUUGCUUGUCCCCUACCCGACCGGGUCCCCGGCCACCGGCAGCGGCGGUCCAGGCAGCACGACCGCCGGGGCGGCCGACCGCCGGACCCCGCGCGCCCGCGCCCCCGACCCCCUGCUGGACUACUGGUCGGACGAGGAUUUCUACGCCGGCGACCCGGAGGGCGAUCUCCUGGGGCCGGAUGUGCCGGAGCGCGGCCUGGCCGAGCGCUACAUCCGGGCCAUGGGCGGCGCGAGCACCGAGCUUGGGCCUGGGGCCGGCGGGACCGACCCCCGGCCCGGGGUGGCCCCCGGCGCGCCCGACGAUCCCCCGGGCGACCCGCUGGCCCUGGGUUCGCUGCUCGGGUCGGAUGCCGUGGCUCGGCUUCGGGCGUCCGUCGAGCAGGCCGGGGCCCGUGGCGCCGGGGGCUUUGUCCUCCGGUCGGACUUUGCCGACAUGUGCUACUGGAUGCUCCAAGUCCUGGCCGUGUGUCAGAAUGCCUCCACCGUGCAGGCAGACCCGGCGCUCUUGGCCCUGGCCGGCGGGUACGUCCCCCUGGGGCCAUGCCCAACGGCCGGGGGUCCGGCCGGCGCCGGCGCCACAGCCGCCGGGUCUCCGCCCUUCGCCCCGGUCGAUGGCCCGGCCAUCGUGCUCCUGCGCGACCUCUUCCGGUCGUUGGUCUAG
Messenger RNA from Fonticula alba, 753 nucleotides. RefSeq lists its product as hypothetical. The record is from RefSeq and is a predicted model, not a curated record. The annotation marks the transcript as partial. NCBI's taxonomy places the organism in Eukaryota, Rotosphaerida, Fonticulaceae. The transcript has a single exon.